This is a messenger RNA of Spirometra erinaceieuropaei, 915 nucleotides long. The record is from the annotation of a GenBank genome assembly. NCBI's taxonomy places the organism in Eukaryota, Metazoa, Platyhelminthes, Cestoda, Diphyllobothriidea, Diphyllobothriidae.
AUGCUCACAGCAGUAACAAAUGCAACGGGAAAUUCGGCUGGUGCUAAACUGAGGUGCUUGUACACGAAUGCCCAAAGCCUCAUAUCGAAACUAGACGAACUAAAACUUUGCCUUGUUGAGCUGUCUCCAGAUGUUUUAGCAGUAACUGAGACCUGGCUGUCCGGGAAUAUUAGCGAUAACGAAGUAGCCUUGCCUGGAUACCAAAUUUAUCGGAGGGACAGGGAACAUCGUCAGGGUGGUGGUAUCGUUGUGUAUGUGAAUGACGGUCUGGCAGUGUCGGAUAACACCACCAACUUUGCGUGCAGUACGGAAGCUAUCUGGUUGACCAUCAAGGCUACCGGUUCCCCGUGUCUCGAUGUCCUUACUGUCUACCGACCACCUAGGACAGACCGAAUCGCCGACGCUCAACUAUUGGAGCAGUUGGAUAAAUUUUCCAGUCGACCUAACAUCCUGAUCAUGGGCGACUUCAACGCACCAGGAACAAACUGGAAUACCCUCCAAGCGUCAGGUCCAAAAUCGGCAUUCGAUUACCGCCUGUUGAGCAAGACAUUAAAUGCGUGCCUCACACAACAUGUAAUGUUCCCAACGAGAACACGUGAAGGACAAAGGGCAAACUGCCUGGAUCUGGUCUUUACGAAAACACCAGACAGCAUAGACGAGAUCGCCUCCCUACCGCCCCUUGGCGGAAGUGACCACGUAGUGCUUAUGUGGGAUUAUUCGUUAUUCUCCAUUUCACACACUCCAGACCACAAAAGGCGUAAUGUUUGGCGGGGCGACUUCAAUCAGAUGAGGGCAGACUUAUCCGGUCUUGACUGGGGCUCAUUGUUUACGGAAAGUGCCAAAGAUGACUGGGAGCUGUUCAAGAAUGUCCUUCUGCAGCUCAUCAACAACCACUGCCCACUGACUAGUGUAUGA